CGAUUGAUAAAAUUAUUUUUUCCAAUAACUGCCGAUAAUUAUCAUUGUACUGCUAUGCUUGUCGCCUAUAAACACCGGCAAUUAUUUAUUUAUAUCAGUUACCUGUUACACUAACACAUUACAAAAUGCGGUUCAUUAUUACUUCUUUACUAUUUUGUUUUGCGGUUGUUACGGCGGUACCCGCUAAACAAUCAAGGAUCGCUGGUGGAGCACUCACGACGAUCAACCAGUACCCAUAUGUGGCUUCUAUGAUAUAUUCCAGAACUGGUGCGUCAUUCGCCCAGGCUUGUGUUGGCUCCAUUAUUAAUAACAGAGCUGUUCUCUCAGCGGCUUCUUGUUAUGCUAACGAACCCAUCAACCGCUGGAGAAUCAGAGUAGGAUCCACAUACGCAAACAGCGGUGGCACCGUUCACAACGUAUACACCAUUAUUAUCAACUCCGGUUACAUCACCCAACGACGCGAAAAUGACAUCGCCAUCGUCCGCUCGGCUACCAACUUCGUAUACUCUGACACUGUUACAGCUAUUUCGCUUGCCAACACGGGAUACAUUAUUCCUGAUAAUGCUGUCGUUUGGGCUGUUGGCUGGGGACGCACUGGGCCGAACGCUGUACGAUCGGAGCAAUUACGCCACGUGCAAAUAUGGACGAUCAACCAGAGCUUGUGUAGAAAUAACUACAACUUCGUCAACUUCGCGGUUACUGACAGAAUGAUAUGCAGUGGCUGGUUGAAUGUUGGCGGUCGUGGUCAGUGCGUGGGCGAUGAGGGCGGCUCUCUAGUGCAUAACAACGUGCUGGUCGGAGUGUACUCGUGGGCACGAGAGUGCGCUAGCACCCACUUUCCCAAUAUCAAUACGAGAGUGUCAAAUUACAUUCCAUGGAUCACGGCUAAUGCAUAAAUUUGAAUAAAAGACUGAAUAAAACAUUACAAUUUAAGUUUUUAAUAAAAGGUUUAUUGUACAAA
Colias croceus (clouded yellow) is the source of this 961-nucleotide messenger RNA. RefSeq names its product trypsin CFT-1-like. The transcript has 4 exons. Lineage: Eukaryota; Metazoa; Arthropoda; Insecta; Lepidoptera; Pieridae. Gene Ontology annotation, molecular function: serine-type endopeptidase activity. Gene Ontology annotation, biological process: proteolysis. The record is from RefSeq and is a predicted model, not a curated record. The coding region runs from base 126 to 896 and encodes 256 amino acids.